AUGGCUUCCCGAAGGUAUUUGACUACCAAAGAUUUGAUCGAUAUUGUAGAGGAUGAAAAUUUUUAUGAAGCAGAUAUUUUCAUCACUCCCCCCAAUGAUGGCGCUGAUUCAGAAGAAGACUCUGAAGAUGAAGAGACGCCAGCAGCUAAUAUAAACCAUCUUAGUGGGCGUCAAUUAGAAGCAGAAGCUGUUGGAAGAAUUCGAAAUAUUCAAGGCGGUACAGUGCAUUUGGGCGAUGACGAAAUGAAUGCAGCUGUUGAAGACAAUGAAUGGGAUGCCGAAGAUGAUAUACCCCUUUCACAAUUAGUGAAGGAAAAUCAAAAAUUUCCUAAUGAUCUAGAACGGAAAUGUUCUAGCGAUAGUGAUAAUCCUGAGCCACUAAAGAAGAAACAAAAGAAUCCUGAUACUUAUAAGCGAAAUGUUAUAAAGCAUGCGAAAGUUAAAGGACUCCAACAUGCCAACUGGAGAGGAAAUAUAAUAUUACCACGUAGAACAGGUCCGGAUUGCAAGUAA
Messenger RNA from Phaedon cochleariae (mustard beetle), 513 nucleotides. NCBI's taxonomy places the organism in Eukaryota, Metazoa, Arthropoda, Insecta, Coleoptera, Chrysomelidae. The record is from the annotation of a GenBank genome assembly.